UGUCAGACCUCAAACUGCUUCCCACAUACAGAGCCGGCAGAGGGAGUUCAGGGAGGAGGAAACAGGAGGAAUUCUGACGGCUGUUUUGGAUUCUUUCAGCGGAGAUAUGAGCCUGAAGAUGAGCAGCCGUUAGGACAACAGACAUGGACAAACAGAAAGUUCUGGCUAAGCUGAUCUGGGACCUGCAGUCCUUCCUAACCGUUUUGGACUCGGAGAACCUAAGCUACAUCGCUCAGGCUCAGAAGAAAUCGAUCUCAGAGCUGCUUUCUAAACUGCAGACUCCAGAUGCUCCAGUGGAAGAUGCAGAGUAUAUGGUGAUGAGCUGUCCAUCAUCAUCUCCAAGCAAUGAGCAUGUAGACACACCUGGCACAGAAGGAGUUUCGUCUGAGCUAGUGUCAAAUCAGGUCCCAUCUGCUUGGCUGAGGAACAGGAUGCAGGGACCCACUGUUCCUCCUCAUCCUCCAGGUGGGCUUGGGGGUGAUGAUGAUGAGGAUACAUAUGAGGAGGCAGAACCUUACAUACCGGCUGAAACCAGUGUGUCCAACACAGAGAAGGCAGAGUCAGAAAGCAGUCACUACGAGUCAUAUGGUGAGGAAGAUGACGAUGAGGAUGAAGGAGAUGGCCUUCUGAAGGACAGAGCUCACUACAUCCAGUAUAGCACCUCGCAGAUCUGCCUGCGGCCCGCCCCAGAAUCCCGGCUCUGUGGGUACCUGUGGAGGAGGAAGUGGCUUGGACAGUGGAGCAAACAGCUCUUCAUCAUCAAGAAUGACAUGCUGCUGUGUUAUAAAUUUGCUCGGGACCUGCUGCCCCAGCUGGAGUUGAACCUUCAUGGCUGUCAGUUGUUCUACAAGUUGAAGAGCAAUGCCAAGAUUCAGCACCAGCUCAAACUGGUUCCAGUGGGCUCUGAGUCACUGGUUCUGGGCUACAGCAGCUUUCAGCAGGCUGACGAGUGGAGGAGGGUGAUAGAAGAGGUGAACAUUGGAGAGGAGGUGGAGACUCAGAGCUUCUCCUCCCUGAGUAAAUCUGAUCAGCGGCUUUCCUGCAGGUCCAGUACAGUACAGACCGACUCUGAUGAGGAGAAACCUUCAGUUUACUCCAACCUCAACAAAGAUGAAGGGUUCCUGAACGUUCUGAUGAACUGCCAGUGGCAGAGUUUACUGUGUCAAGUGGAGGAUGGAGUCCUCAACAUGUUUGGAGAGGAGAUCCAGAAAGAGGAAGAGGUGAAGCGUUCGCCUCAGUACACAGUCCAGCUUAGAGGCUGCGAGGUCCUAGACGGGGCAGACACAGAGCGCUCCUACAGGAUCACACUGAGCAUGCUCGGUGACCAGGUGGCUGUUCUGGAGGUGAUCUCUUUAGAGGAAAAACAAAAAUGGCUGAAGCUGUUGCAGGAUGGAGCUGCCACUUAUGGUCACCAUGACAACAAGACACAGGCACACACAGGUGGUGCCCUGAGUGGGCUGCAAACUCGCAGAUUUCCCACUUCCAACACUUACAUGGACGAUCCCUUCUGCCUGAGCAGAACCAUCAGAAACCACCCCGUCUACUCCAACUCCUCCAUCCUGGAACCCAUGCUGCGCAGCUCUCAGGAUUCAGUUCACUGUAACUCGGUGUCGUCCAGAGACUCCGUGACCUACAGCAACACGGGGCUGAGCCGCAGCAGCAGCAACAGGAAGGUGAUGGCGGCGCAGCGCGACGUUCAGAAGCUAAAGCUGGUUGACACACCGAUGGUGCAGCUGAGAACCGGGUCUGAAGCCAAUCUGGUGUCAGCUGGGAAGCGGAACAAACGCACCUCCUUCAGGCAAUCUCUGGCCAUCUGCACUGAGCGCGCUCAGGUGGGUUUCCUCAAUCCUCUGCUACGACGGACGGCCUCGGCUAAAAACUCGCUGAAGCGAGCGCCUUCAGCACUCUUCAUCGAACAUGGAAAGGUUUUCCAGAGGAAGAAGGAAUGGGAGACCAAAGCAGCUACUUGAUGUUCUCGUCCUGACUAACAUCCCAUCGGGUCUACCACUGUGGAACAUCUACAGUCUAACAGUAAAUUUAUCGUUACUCGAAGGCAGUGGAGAAGCGCUCUGCUCUGAUUGGUUAUUUGGACUCCAACACGUUUUUUUUUAAAGUUGACCAACUGCGCUCAUUUUUCUAACCCUGGUCUAACCCUGGUAAGACUUUUUUUAAUUUGAGCUGCGGCUCCUCGGUCAGCUCCUGCAACAUGCUGUUUUAGCUCCUGUUCCUUUAAGGCUGAAGCUCACCUGCUUCUGAUUGGCUGAAUUAUAAAUCCCUGUGAAGGAUAUCUGAUUAAAGAUAAAUAGAGGUCAGUUUACUCAUUGGUAAAAGUGAGAAACAGCCCAGGCCCCCAAGCUGCCAGGGACCCCAUAAAGUAACAGGAGAAAGCAUUCAUUGGUGGAUUUACUCCACCAAUGAAUGCCAUAAAUGCUGUUGUUAGUAAAGAAAUUCAACAUGUUGCUAAUGGUCAAAAUGGUACAGGUCCUUCUCAAAAUAUUAGCAUAUUGUGAUAAAGUUCAUUAUU
This is a messenger RNA of Girardinichthys multiradiatus, 2524 nucleotides long. RefSeq names its product actin filament-associated protein 1-like 2. The coding region runs from base 144 to 1970 and encodes 608 amino acids. Lineage: Eukaryota; Metazoa; Chordata; Actinopteri; Cyprinodontiformes; Goodeidae. Gene Ontology annotation, biological process: positive regulation of DNA-templated transcription; regulation of interleukin-6 production; positive regulation of interleukin-8 production. The transcript has 16 exons. Gene Ontology annotation, molecular function: SH3 domain binding; SH2 domain binding. Gene Ontology annotation, cellular component: cytosol. The record is from RefSeq and is a predicted model, not a curated record.